Messenger RNA from Nematolebias whitei (Rio pearlfish), 2684 nucleotides. It is a transcript of the gene lsr, whose product is annotated as lipolysis stimulated lipoprotein receptor. Gene Ontology annotation, cellular component: plasma membrane; tricellular tight junction. The record is from RefSeq and is a predicted model, not a curated record. Gene Ontology annotation, biological process: tricellular tight junction assembly; establishment of blood-brain barrier. Lineage: Eukaryota; Metazoa; Chordata; Actinopteri; Cyprinodontiformes; Rivulidae. The transcript is spliced from 11 exons. Bases 177 to 2012 code for a protein of 611 amino acids.
CAGGUGCUCCUCUCUGGCUCACAACUAACAAAGACAUAAAAUGGAGUUGCCUCUACCUGGUUGAGAACAUAUUGUGCUUCGAUCAGUAUUAUGCGAUCACUUUUAUUUUAUUUUUAAGGUCGUUUGAUAAAUAUUUGUUAAUUAAGUCGGCAGAGGCACAAGAAAAGCGAUUAAAAAUGUUUUGGACGAUAAUCGUCGGAGUUUUAAUGGCGACAGAGACCACCCUGGCCAUCUCAGUCCAAUGUCCCACCAAGAAGUACGUCGUCAUCCUCUUUCAGCCAGUCACCCUCAACUGUCAGUUCCAAACAUCUUUCCCUCAGUCUGCUAUCCUCACAUGGAAGUACAAAUCAUACUGCAAGGACCCAAUCCAGGCUGCUCUCAGUCCCAGCAGUGCAGAUAAUGCCUUGGCGCAAAAUAAUCCGAACUAUAACCCCAGCAUCGAGUGUGCGGACAGCCAGAGAACAGUCCGCAACGUGGCCUCCAAGCAAGGCACCUCCGUCACUCUGAGCAAGGACUACCAGGGUCGCAAGAUCAGCAUCAUGAAUGAUGCAGAGCUGAACAUCGCGCAAACAGCGUGGGGGGACAGCGGUGUGUACAUCUGCUCUGUGGUUUCAUCCCAGGAUCUGACAGGAACUGGUGAAGAUUACGUUGAACUCAUUGUACUUGAGAGAAAGUCAAAUACUACUGACCUCCUGCCUGGCAUUGACUUACUGGUUAUGGAAGACUGGCUCCUGGUGCUUUUGGUGGUUUUGGGCUUUUUGUUACUGCUCAUGCUGAUCGGGAUCUGUUGGUGCCAGUGUUGUCCUCACACCUGCUGCUGCUACGUCAGCUGUCCCUGCUGUCCUGAACGGUGCUGCUGCCCACGAGCACUGUACGAAGCAGGAAAAGCAGUAAAGAAAGGCAUACCCAGUCAGUACGCCCCCACCCUCUUUGCUCCCAGUAUGUAUAGCCAGCCCAUGUCUGCCAUACAGCUUCAACCUAUGCCCAAUGGCAUGGCUCCUCAGAAUGGUUACGGACGUGACUAUGAUGGUGCCAGCUCAGUGGGGCAGGGAUCACAGAUACCACUGCUGCAUGAUCAAGAUGGUGGAGACAACACUCGCAGUGGUUAUCGUAUUCACGUGGACCCUGAUGGAAAUGCAACGCGUGCCAUUUACUACACGGAGAAGGAACUGGCUUCCUUAAACCCCUCCCGGCCUGCCAACUACAAACGCUUUGACAACAUGAGUGAAGUCAGUUCUCUGCACGACAGCAUGGAGCCUCGAGGCCGCGGGGGCCGUUCCCACGCCCCACCUCUGGCCACCGUCUAUGAUCAAGAUGAAGCCAUGAGCACAAUCAGCAGUGUCUCCCAGCAAGGCCAACGACGGGACGACUACGGACGGCGUGGUGGGGAUUUCAUGGGAGAUCGCGCACGUGCCCGCUCUAUGGAUAACCUCAACGACGCUGGACGGGGGUACAGAGAUGACUACCCCCCAAACAGACGCCCAAAUGAGCCCAGAGGCCAGAGAAUCUCGGAUGACGAGUGGAGCACCAGCGCUCGCAGUGGCUACGAUCGAGACUACGAUGACCGCAGACGUCGUGACUAUUCUCCUGACAGUCGUAGGAGAAGAGACGAUGGGGGCUCCAGCGACCUGGUGGGACGACGCAGCCGCAGUCGUGACGAUCUGAUUGAGCUGGAGCGGGAUUACCGGUGUGGCGAUGGCAGCAGGUCUGGCCGGGAGGCUUACGAUGACAGUUUCCUGCGAGAAGCCAUGGAGAGGAAGAAGCUGGGCGAGCAGCAAAGGGCACGCAGCCGGGAGCGCCUGGAUAGUGAAAGCGACCGCUUGGAUCGGGACAGGGCGCCACGUGGGCCCCCACCACUUCCUAUGAGCCCCCCCUCUGGAUAUCCUGGUCGCCAUGAUGACUACCCAUCUUCACAGCCGCCUUCAUACAGUGACAAUGAAAGUGUGCCGUCUUCAAAGAAAAGCAAUCUUCGCAAGAAUGGAGCUGUGAGUCGGGAGAGCCUGGUGGUGUAAAACCAACCAUGACGUCAGAUUCAGCUUUGAUCUUUUAUUUCAAAAAUAGGUGAUUUCUUACCCUGUAUAUAAAUAUUACUCACACUGCUAGUGCGCUGUGCUGAUUUAUGUUUUAUACUGAGCUCAAAUUGAUGCUGAAUAUUAUAUAUUUUUUUAUUUUUACUGGGAAGAGGUACGUAUAAAAAGUUAAUGUGCUUUUCCUUGUAUAAAGUUUUGUGGCUGCCACAAGUGCCUUAUAUUGUACAGUUUGAACUGAAAUGUAAACUCCCUCAUAAUAAAUCUGUUGUCUGUUUAGAUAUUUACUUUUUGACAUAUAAUUGUUGUAAUUGGGUUCGAUUAUUAACUUGUGGGUAGUUCCAGUGAACAAUAUUUGUGCGGAUUCGACAAGAUCUUUGCUGUUUGUAUAUGUUCUGUUUUUGUACUUGUAAAAAAACGUGUUUUUAAUGAACCUGUGUACAUUUAAAUGGAUUGUUUUUAUCUUUGCUUAUUGCUUGUCAUCGUGUUAGUCCGCUUUUAGAGACCUGCUGAACAAACUACUUUAUAAUUCUACUUUUUCCCCCAAUGUUUUGAUUUUAAUCUGCAGUAAUGCUGUACAGCUGACUAGUUUAUCUCCAAAUAUGCAAAUGUUCAAUAUGAUGUAACUAAAUCUUUUUUUUUUACAAUAAAGCUUUU